This is a messenger RNA of Xylaria bambusicola, 648 nucleotides long. RefSeq lists its product as uncharacterized. The record is from RefSeq and is a predicted model, not a curated record. Lineage: Eukaryota; Fungi; Ascomycota; Sordariomycetes; Xylariales; Xylariaceae. The coding region runs from base 1 to 648 and encodes 215 amino acids. The transcript has a single exon.
AUGACAUCCAACGUGGGUGCCUAUCUCGAGAGGUUCAUCCCCGCGAGGGCGAAAUAUGACCAGCUCGACGCGGAUGAGGACCCCGCCGUCGCCCAGGAGAACUGGCUGAAGAAGUACUACUUCGCCCGUGUAGCAUUCUCCGCGGUCUGGGUGGCUGCCGCGUUCGCGGCCGGCGACUCGUACUAUGUCGCCGCUGCAGUGUUGCUCGUGGUAUACCCGCUAUGGGACGCCGCCGCGUGUUUGGUCGACGCGCAGCACAGCGGUGGACUCGCCCAGAACCACAGCCAGGCCGUCAACUUCUUGGUCAGUCUUGCGACAACGGUCCUCGUGUUGGUCGCGGUAUUCUUCAGCAUGCACUGGGUUCUCGGCAUCUACGGUGCGUGGGCCAUUGGCUCGGGUCUCAUGCAACUCGGGGCUGCGGUGCGACGCUGGAAGACGGCCGGCGCUCAGUGGGCCCAGGCUCUCAGCGGUGGCCAGUCCUCCUUGGCUGGUGGUUUCUUCAUCUUCCAGGCCACCCAGCCAAUGGACCCAUCGAUCAAGGGCAUUGCCGGAUACGCGGCAUUCGGUGCAUUCUACUUCUUGGUUUCAGCGCUGUGGCUGACCGUUAAGGGCAUGCGCUCGCAAAAGCCAAGCAACGAUGAUUUUUGA